Messenger RNA from Bombus terrestris (buff-tailed bumblebee), 912 nucleotides. It is a transcript of the gene Yippee, whose product is annotated as protein yippee-like 5. The record is from RefSeq and is a predicted model, not a curated record. Bases 123 to 530 code for a protein of 135 amino acids. NCBI's taxonomy places the organism in Eukaryota, Metazoa, Arthropoda, Insecta, Hymenoptera, Apidae. The transcript has 3 exons.
UUCAGCGUCGCCCUGAUCGCAGCGUACGAGUUUAAAAUUUUCGUAGGCGGUUGCACCAUCUAGAAGCUUGAAAUCUAUGAAUCAUGCACGGUUAAAACAGCUUGACAGACUCAAGCAUUUGGAUGGUAUUGUUGUGUAGCGUAGUUAGAUACUUGGAAAGCGAUUUACGAUAUUUCAGGAUGGGCGUAAUUUUCUUGGAACACAUCGGAGGUACUCGGUUGUUCUCCUGCGCUUCUUGUGACACCAAUCUUACAAACAGAGGUCAGCUGAUAAGCACGCGUUUUACGGGCGCGACAGGCCGUGCUUUUCUAUUUAACAAAGUCGUCAACUUGAAUUACAGCGAGGUACAGGAUAGAGUGAUGUUGACGGGUCGUCACAUGGUCCGAGAUGUCAGCUGCAAAAACUGUGAUGCUAAACUUGGGUGGGUGUAUGAAUUUGCCACAGACGAGAAUCAACGAUACAAGGAAGGCCGUGUCAUCCUGGAACGUGCUUUAGUCACUGAGAGCGAUGGAAUGGGCGAUAAUAUUUAAUAACAUACAUAUAAGUAGCACGCCAUAGGAUAAGAAUACCUUAUAGUCAGUUGUCCUACUUCUCUGUGUUCUUUCAUUAUUUGGAAUAAUCAAAAAGAAAAGAUUAUUGUAUGAGUAUACGAUGAUUUAUAUUUAAUAUCUAAUAUCUAAUAUUUUUGUAAACAUAAAACAUAUAUCAUUAUUUUAAAGCUAUUUUUCAUUCGACAAUGUAUUUUGUGUUAGGUCACAUUUAAAAUAAACGUUUGGUCUAUUAUUGUGUUAGAACUUUAAAUAUUAUAAUGUUUUUCUAUAUUAAAAUUUAUUGUAAAGAAAGAUAUAGAUUAUACUGAAUAAGUAAGAUAAAUUGUAAACUACGACCAAAUAUAUUAAUUAACUUAAUAAA